Molecule: messenger RNA, 8285 nt
Organism: Cyprinus carpio (common carp)
Lineage: Eukaryota; Metazoa; Chordata; Actinopteri; Cypriniformes; Cyprinidae
Gene: dip2bb
Product: DIP2 acetate--CoA ligase B (putative)b
Source: RefSeq, a predicted model, not a curated record
CACGGUCUCACAGGCUCAGACUUCUCAUCCCGAGCACUGGUCAUGUGACUCUUCCCAUCGGCUGGGAUUUCUCUCUCGGCAUGGCGGAGAUGAUGGAGCUUGGGCUGCUGUCUAAUACCAUUUGUUUUUCCCUGUGAGGAGGACACGGGCAUUUUUGUUGUCGGUAAAUCGUUCUGCGCCGUUCUUCUUCCCCGGUUUCGGGCCAUAAUGGCGGAGCGCGGUGUGGAUGUGUCCGCUCUCCCCCAAGAGGUCCGGGAGCAGCUCGCUGAGCUGGACCUGGAGCUGUCGGAGGGUGACAUCACACAAAAAGGAUACGAGAAGAAGAGGGCCAAGGUUUUAGCACCCUACUUGACACAAACACAAAAUUUAGCUCCGCCUCCGGCCUAUGAUGCACAGUCUCCUGGUCCAAGCUCUGCCUCCGCACCUGAACCUGGCCCUUCGAACUCGUCCUCCUCCUCUUCUCGCCACCGGCGCACACGGCAUCCACACCGGAGCAGUGGGACAAGAGAUGAACGCUACAGAUCAGAUAUACAUACUGAGGCAGUUCAGGCAGCAUUGGCCAAGCAUAAAGAGGAAAAGAUGGCACUGCCCAUGCCAACCAAACGUCGGUCCGCAUAUGUACAGUCACCAGUUGACAACUGCACCCCACCAGACUCCUCCUCUUCCUCUGAUGAUGAGGCCGUGUCGAGUGAAAGUACAGGGCCUCAGCAGUCUCCAGACACCUGGAUUAAUAGCUCUCUGCACGGCUCCUCCACCUCCUCCUCUGCCUCCUCCACUCUCUCCCAUGGGGAGUCUCGGCCCACCCAGGCUCCUCAGCCUCAGUCUCAGCAGGUCCCGCCUCCACCCACACCUGCCCACCCGCCCCACUCCCACUCCCAGCCCUCCGCCCUGGCAGAGGCCUUUGCUCAGGCACGCAUCGAUCCGGUUGGAGGAGUCGGGCCCCCUGAUGUGCCAUCCCAAGCUCAGGCGAGAGGCUCUCGUGUGGAUCUGCCUCCCAACGCCGUGGUGCGAGGCAUGAGUCGAGGCCAGAGCCGGUCCAGCAUGAUGGAGACAGCAGACGUGAGAAGAGUAGGCAGAGGUGUUCCAGUGUCCAGUCGUGUAUCCACAAAGAUUCAGCAGCUGCUAAACACGCUAAAACGACCUAAACGCCCACCACUCAGUGAGUACUUCAUGGACGACCAAGAGGAGAUUGUAGAAGUUCCUCAGGCAGAUCCUAACACCCCGAAGCCAGAAGGCCGGCAGAUAAUCCCGGUGAAGGGGGAGCCGUUGGGUGUGGUCAGUAACUGGCCUCCUGCUCUUCAGGCAGCAUUAGCUCGAUGGGGUGCAACACAAGGCAAGAGCCCCGCCCUCACAGCUCUGGAUAUCACAGGAAAACCACUUUAUACACUUACGUUUGGGAAGCUGUGGAGUCGUAGCGUAAAGCUGGCCUACACUCUCCUCAACAAGCUGGGAACCAAAAAUGAGCAGAUCCUCAAACCAGGAGACCGGGUAGCGUUGGUGUAUCCAAACAGUGACCCUGGUAUGUUCUGGGUUGCGUUUUAUGGCUGUUUGUUGGCUGAAGUCAUUCCUGUGCCCAUAGAGGUUCCACUAUCCCGAAAGGAUGCUGGGAGCAGCCAGGUUGGUUUUUUGUUAGGUAGCUGUGGGGUGGGUCUGGCUUUGACCAGUGAGAUCUGUUUGAAAGGUUUACCCAAGACCCCCACUGGAGAAAUAUUGCAGUUUAAAGGCUGGCCCAGGUUAAAGUGGGUAGUGACGGACUCCAAAUACCUCACGAAGCCUUCGAAAGACUGGCAGCCUCACAUACCAACAGCCAACACAGACACGGCAUACAUAGAGUAUAAGGCCAGUAAGGAGGGCACAGUGAUGGGUGUUGCGGUUUCAAAAGUUGCCAUGUUAACACAUUGCCAGGCUCUCAGUCAGGCCUGUAACUACUGUGAGGGUGAAACGCUGGUGAAUGUUUUGGAUUUUAAGAAGGACAUGGGUUUGUGGCAUGGAGUUCUCACGAGUGUGAUGAACCGAAUCCACACCAUCAGUGUUCCAUAUGCAGUAAUGAAAGCAUGUCCACUUUCCUGGGUUCAGCGAGUUCACAUACACAAAGCACGGGUUGCCCUGGUGAAGUGUCGUGACCUGCAUUGGGCGAUGAUGGCUCACAGAGAUCAGAGAGACACCAGUCUGGCCUCGUUGCGCAUGCUAAUUGUUGCUGACGGAGCCAAUCCUUGGUCGGUUUCAUCAUGUGAUGCCUUUUUAAACGUAUUCCAGGCUCAUGGUUUGAAGCCAGAGGUCAUUUGCCCGUGUGCUACAUCACCUGAGGCCAUGACUGUUGCCAUACGGAGGCCUGGGGUCCCUGGUGCUCCUCUUCCAGCGAGAGCCAUUCUGUCCAUGACUGGGCUGAGCCAUGGGGUCAUUAGGGUCAACACUGAAGACAAAAACUCUGCUCUCACCGUCCAGGAUGUGGGACACGUCAUGCCUGGAGCAUUGAUGUGCAUUGUGAAGCCGGAUGGGCCGCCCAUGCUGUGUAAGACGGAUGAGAUUGGAGAGAUCGUCGUGAACUCUCGUGCUGGUGGGAACAUGUACUACGGCCUGCAUGGAGUCACUAAAAACACCUUUGAGGUGAUCCCAGUCAAUGCUAGUGGCACUCCUAUUGGUGAAAUCCCAUUUGUGCGGUCAGGAUUACUGGGGUUUGUUGGACCGGGUAGUUUGAUAUUUGUGGUUGGUAAGAAUGAGGGCUUGCUACUGGUUAGUGGCCGUCGUCACAAUGCUGAUGAUCUUGUAGCGACGGCACUAGCGGUGGAACCAGUCAAAACUGUGUAUAGAGGAAGAAUUGCGGUGUUCUCAGUGACUGUGUUCUAUGAUGAGAGGAUAGUGAUCGUAGCAGAGCAGAGGCCUGAUGCCAGUGAAGAAGACAGCUUCCAGUGGAUGAGUCGGGUUCUACAGGCAAUUGACAGUAUUCAUCAGGUGGGACUGUAUUGUCUUGCACUGGUUCCUGCCAACACCCUGCCCAAAACUCCCCUAGGGGGCAUUCACAUCUCAGACACCAAGCAACUCUUCCUGGAGGGAGCACUGCACCCCUGCAACAUCCUCAUGUGUCCACACACCUGCGUCACCAACAUGCCCAAACCACGUCAAAAACAACCAGUCGGUGUUGGCCCUGCCUCCAUCAUGGUGGGUAAUUUGGUUGCUGGGAAAAGAAUUGCACAGGCUGCAGGCAGAGAUCUGGGACUCAUAGAGGACCAAGACCUGGUCAGGAAGCUGUGCAUGUGGCCUACAAUGAUGCAUCAGUUCCUUACAGAGGCUUUACAGUGGAGAGCUCAAACUGAUCCUGACCAUACACUUUAUGUACUUUUAAAUGCAAAGGGAGUGGCAGUAUGUACAGCUACAUGUGUUCAGCUUCAUAAAAGAGCAGAGAAGAUUGCAGCUGCUCUCAUGGAGAGAAGUGGCAUUAACAUCGGAGAGAAUGUGGUGCUUUUGUAUCCACCAGGUAUAGAUCUGAUCGCAGCAUUUUAUGGCUGUUUGUAUGCUGGUUGUAUUCCUGUCACCGUGAGGCCUCCACACCCACAGAACCUCUCUGCCACUCUGCCAACUGUACGCAUGAUCAUUGAUGUCAGCAAGGCUGCUUGCAUUCUCACUACUCAGGUUUUAACGAAGAUUCUCAGAUCUAAAGAAGCAGCAGCUACAGUCAACAUAAAAACAUGGCCCAUCAUAAUAGACACAGAUGACUUGCCUCGCAAACGACCUCCCACAAUCUACAAACCGCCCAAUGCUGAGAUGAUCGCCUAUCUGGAUUUCAGUGUCUCAACCACAGGCAUGCUGACAGGAGUGAAGAUUUCUCAUGCGGCGGUGAGCGCUCUCUGUCGCUCUAUAAAGUUGCAGUGUGAGCUGUACUCCUCUCGCCAGAUCACCAUCUGCCUUGACCCCUACUGUGGACUUGGUUUUGUGCUCUGGUGCCUUGCGAGUGUAUAUUCAGGUCAUCAGUCCAUCUUGAUCCCUCCUAUGGAGCUGGAGAGCUCGCUGACCCUGUGGCUAGGCACGCUCAGUCAGUACCGCAUCAGAGAUACCUUCUGCUCCUAUUCAGUCAUGGAGCUCUGCACCAAGGGCCUAGGUGGACAGACAGACAUGCUGAAGGCACGUGGAGUGAAUCUGUCAUGUGUGAGGAGCUGUGUGGUGGUUGCUGAGGAGCGUCCACGCUUGGCUCUCACACAUUCCUUCUCCAAGCUGUUCAAAGAUCUUGGACUCUCCAUGCGGGCUGUCAGCACUGCUUUUGGGUCGAGAGUUAACCUGGCCAUCUGCCUGCAGGGUACCACAGGACCAGACCCCUCAACUGUUUAUGUGGACAUGAAGUCCCUCCGGCAUGACCGAGUGAGGUUAGUAGAGCGAGGAGCGCCGCAGUCACUUCCUCUUGUGGAGUCUGGAACAAUUCUUCCUGGUGUGAGGGUGAUCAUAGUCAAUCCAGAAACUAGAGGACCGCUAGGGGACUCUCACCUGGGAGAGAUUUGGGUAAACAGUCCCCACAAUGCAACAGGAUACUACACUAUAUACGGAGAGGAAAAUCUGCAGGCUGACCACUUCAACACUAAGCUGAGUUUUGGAGAUCCUCAAACACUCUGGGCCAGAACUGGAUACCUGGGCUUUGUCAAGAGAACUGAACUCACAGACUCCAGUGGAGAUCGUCAUGAUGCCCUGUUUGUGGUGGGCUCGCUGGAUGAAACUUUAGAAUUGAGAGGUUUGCGUUAUCAUCCAAUUGACAUCGAGACCAGCGUAUCACGUGCCCAUCGCAGCAUUGGUGAAAGUGCCGUGUUCACCUGGACAAAUCUGCUGGUGGUGGUGGCUGAACUCUGCGGAUCCGAGCAGGAUGCUUUAGACCUGGUUCCUCUGGUAACCAAUGUUGUUUUAGAGGAGCACCAUCUGAUUGUGGGUGUAGUGGUUAUCGUUGACCCAGGGGUCAUUCCCAUAAACUCCAGAGGAGAAAAGCAGCGAAUGCACUUGAGAGACUCCUUCCUGGCAGAUCAGCUGGACCCCAUAUACGUAGCCUACAACAUGUGAGUUGAGUCAUGGGCGAUACAAAGGCUUACCAGAAAGGUGCUAUGGAGCCUGGCCUCACAACUGGGAUUGGGUUCUUAUACAGACUGACUUGGCCCUGUUUUUUCAGGGAUAAGGUGUUAUUGAACAAAAAUUACAAAUGUGUGAGAUUACUGUCUUGGAGAAGGGAUAUUAUAAUAGAAUUUCCCUUUUGCUCACUCCCUUCUCCCCCAGAAAGCGCCCCCUCCCACCCCCCCUUCAACAAAAUGCCACUUACUGUCUGUCCAGUUCUUGGUCAUGAUUUAAAUUUACUUGAAUUACAUAGCUGUUUUUUUUUUUAUUCUACUCAAAUGCAUUCCUAUUCUAGCACUGUCUAGCUAGUAAUUUUCUUUUAAUUAAAAUGAGCUUAAAGCCUCAGUUUGUAAGUUUUCACCUGGGUUGUUUGAUUCCAGAAUUGUUGAUUCUGAUUCCAAAUUUUUGGAAUCAAUGGAAUCGAUUCCAGGAGUCAAUUCUCAGAAUAAGUAUAAAAGGGAGACAAAGUGAAUUCUUAAAAAGUGCAAUAUAAACUGUAAUUUAUAUGAUUAUGAUCACUAGAAUGAAUGAUAGGAGGUCUUGAUGGAUGCGCUACAAAAGACAUAAGUCGAGGAAUUAUGUAGAUUUAGCAAUAUAAAUUCUGCAUCUUAAAUAAGUGUUGUUACAACUCUUUUGGGAUGUGUAUUAGUGUGCUAAUCAAGUUAAUGAACAGACUACGACAUCAUGCCUCUGAAUCCCAACAGCGAAGAAUGGAAGAUUAGUUUCUUUUAGGAUAUAGCAUUAAAUGAUUCUGAAUAUAUACACAGAAUUGAUCUGCAACCCAGCUUAUUAAUGGUGCUGUGUGUUACAGGGCUUUAAAAUGAUACAUUUUAGGAUAGUACUGGGGUAAUAGGGGUAUUGAUACUCCCCUGGUCAUUUGUCAUUCAUCAGAUGCUUUUGUCCAAAGCAGCUUAUAGUAUACAGUACUUAUGACACAGACACAGUCCCUCCAGAGCAACCUGGGGUUAAGUGCCUUUCUCAAGGGCAGUAUUGAUUAUAGGACAUUUCUGUAACGCUCUGGUUCAUAGAAUGCCCUUACCCAGGUUAAAACCCACAGUUUCAUCCACCAUCGUUUUGGUUAACACACAAAUGUGCUACAGUGACUGCAGCCUUCAGCUCAUUUUGCUCAGUUUGCUGUCUGUUCUGGAACCAUUUAGCAUUUUAAAUCUUACCACUGGGGCUUUAAAUAAAUUUCAGAAAUGGAGCUAUUCUGGCUACAAACUUACAUAUUUUAAUUUGUUUUAGUUCUACAGUACACAAUCUACAGCUGUUCUAGAAAAAUUGCAAUGUAAUACCCAAAAGUAUAUAACUUUUUCUUCUUUUAGAUUUGCAAUUUGUGCAAUAUAUAUAUUACACUGAAAAACUUAAUUCCCUCAACCCCACAAGUUCAGCAUGAGGAUAAUCAUCCCUAUUAUUUUUUUUUAUUAUCCUUUAUGCACUUUAUUAGAUAAAUUCAGAUACAUUCUGUAACAUGGAUUAUUAAUAUCUGUCAACAAGGGCAUAUGUGUAGUAUUAUAUAAAUACUUGCAUUACUGAGUAGCAUAUGACUUAUACAAAAACACAUUUUUAGGGCUUAGUGCCCAGUCUAACCUCAGUACCUACAUUUACAAAUCACACAUUCCUUGAGUUUACUUUUCAACAUAAAACAGACAAGAACAAGACAAGAACAUUCACCAACUGCAAACCUCAUCGUCGCACUAAGCCCAAACCAAACCCAGACUGAGGUACGUAUAGCUCUGUUUUUGCUCUCAUCUAAAGGUGCUUAUACAAUUCAGGACAAGCCAUUUAAACCUCUGAAUGGCAAAAAAGGAAUUCAGGCAUCUGUACAAUAAAAUAAAACAACUGUAAAAUAACACGACUCUGUACAAGCAAGCCCCUUGUGAACACCUAACUGUACAAAGGCAUCGAUUUUACAUGUUUGGCAAAGGAUCUUUAAAGGACAGUUGCUGUCUCCUGUACUAUAGACAUUUUUACUAGGAAUGACUAACUUCUUGUAAAAUUAUUGCUUGUGUACAGAUGUGAAAUUCUACUGUACUGUAAGUUAGUUGCUGUAUUCUGUCAGAUUUUUGGAUUAAUAUUAACUACUGUCAUUGACAUCCCUUCGUAGCUGAGUGGGGGUUGAAGACUUGUAAAUAGCUCGCUCUGUUUCUGUUUUUUCUUUUCUGGCUGAUCAGAAAUGUGAUGGGUUGAAGUCUGUCUGUCAUGCAUUUCUAUUUAGAAUUCAGAUUCAGAAAUCUUACGGUAUGUACAAGCCUUUAAGAUGUAAGCAUGAUAAAGUCAAGCAUUGUGGGGGCUUGAAAGACUAUUUUCAGAGUCCUUACACAACUGACCACUACAGUAUGUUAGCCUGAGCUCAUUCUGGGGUUGUACUGUAUAUGUAUGCGUAUGUAUGGUCACUGCGUUGAAAAGUCAUGUGUUUGCUGAUGAGUUCCACAAUACCUUUUCCCAAAUCAGAGACGCUGUCAUGAAAUGUAUUCUUUCAUACUCACUGUCAGAGCUGAGCUUAUGUGAUGAAAGCACAAGCGAGUGAAUGAGCUUUUUACAUGAGGCAUUCAGGGAAAUAGUGCUUUCCAGGAUGGAGAGGAUAUUCAUUUAUAAAUAUUCACUUUCACGUUUGGCAAUGAUUUUGUUCUUUAAAUAAAAAUGAUUUAUUUGUCAUUUACAUAAGUGUUAACCAAGUCUUAAUAUGGACAAGAAACAAAACAAAGAAGACAAUUAGACAAAGUCGGUUCAGUUAAUUGAUAAUCUGUUGUGCCAGCUGAGUGCUGGAAACAAAAGAAAUGUUUUGCACACUAUGCAACCAGCUGCAGUUACAAAGGACACAUCCGGCAAAGCAACGUGCACACUUCACCACUAUACAAGAAAUAAAAUACAGAUUAUUUGCUUGCUAUGAAAUGAGAACAUGCAACAAUAACUUGACUUUUUUUUGUUUAGGCAAUGCAUAUUACUUUUCUGUGUUGAUUAAAACUUUGUUCAAUUCUCAUAGCAUUUUUAAUUACAAGACUAAGAGAUCACAUUCCAAUUAUAAGAUUGUGAUACGAUUUCUUUUAGUCAUUCAUGGAUAUAAAUGAAAGUCGUGAUUAUGCAAGCAAGCAUUUUCCUGUUGGUUCACAUCUUUCUUUUUUGUACAUUGGUUAUUGUAACUGUUUUAUACUCCAAUGAAAACCACGAAAAAAAUAAUAAAAGGCUUUUAUUUUGCA